Molecule: messenger RNA, 1420 nt
Organism: Owenia fusiformis
Lineage: Eukaryota; Metazoa; Annelida; Polychaeta; Sabellida; Oweniidae
Source: the annotation of a GenBank genome assembly
AUGAGAAGAACAGAAGAUGCAUUCGACGGAGGUUACCUAUCUAGCUCAGAUGCAAGGUGUUCAUAUUAUGUUGCUGAGGCAAGUAGUCUCAGAUCCACUCUAUACCUGCAAAUUCUGCAGCAAGCAGCUAAGGGCCUGUUGAGCCAAGUUCAUCUGGAGGAAGAUGCCCAGUUUGGGAAUUUGAGUCUAGGAGACUAUGAUGAGGAUAUGGUGGUCCCUUAUGAUAGAAUGGAGCGGGACGCACUACGGGGGGAGCUGACUCAAGAAAUAAUGAAGCAAGCAGCUAAGGGCCUGUUGAGCCAAGUUCAUCUGGAGGAAGAUGCCCAGUUUGGGAAUUUGAGUCUAGGAGACUAUGAUGAGGAUAUGGUGGUCCCUUAUGAUAGAAUGGAGCGGGACGCACUACGGGGGGAGCUGACUCAAGAACUAAUGAAGAAACAUCCCAACAUUUUUUUACAAAUCAUGAGUAUGACAGGCAAAGACAUGAGAGUUCCUUUGGGGCACCACAAUAUUAAAGACUUACAAAAAAUGCUACACAGUCACUUGGAAGCCGCCAGGUUAAACAUGAGAAGAACAGAAGAUGCAUUCGACGGAGGUUACCUAUCAAGCUCAGAUGCAAGGUGUUCAUAUUAUGUUGCUGAGGCAAGUAGUCUCAGAUCCACUCUAUACCUGCAAAUUCUGCAGCAAGCAGCUGAGGGCCUGUUGAGCCAAGUUCAUCUGGAGGAAGACGCCCAGUUGGGGAACUUGAGUCUAGGAGACUAUGAUGAGGAUAUGGUGGUCCCUUAUGAUAGAAUGGAGCGGGACGCACUACGGGGGGAGCUGACUCAAGAACUAAUGAAGGUAAGGGCAUGUUUGGGGGAAAUUGAAGAACUUCAAUUUGAGGGCAUCAUAAAUCUGGAAUGUGCAAAUGUGAGCUUCAAUAAGCUCAUAAUUCGCGAGAACAAGAUUUGGACCUUCCUACAACUGAUUUCAAUGACAAGCGAUAAACUUGACCAGUGAUUUAUUCUCCUUGUGCAUUCGCUCAACUCCAUUUGCUUAAAAAGAAAAAGUCAUUGGUCAUAUAGCAAGGGAUAGAAUUUCUUUAUUAUAUUUCGUUUAUAGAAAAAUUUAAUUCCACACUUCAGCAUUUUAUCACGAAUAUCUUGAAGGGACCAAUAAAUUUCUAAAAUAAUCAGUAAUGGUCAAUUAAAGAUUGGAGGCUAAGGACCUUAACCAUUCAUAUGGUCCAUUGUCAUGAUUUGAAGUGAGGUAGAGAGAUAGGAAACGUUUGAUAUUGGGUAUUGAGGAGGCAAUUAAUUUUCAAGUUUGCUUGUUACAAAAUCUUGGCAACAUUUUGACACAAAGAUGCUGCAACUUUACGCAACAUUGAACAUAAAGCACUUUACUUAUUAAUAUAGUCCAUAUUGAGCACCUCAUUUCGUCG